Molecule: messenger RNA, 4804 nt
Organism: Psylliodes chrysocephalus
Lineage: Eukaryota; Metazoa; Arthropoda; Insecta; Coleoptera; Chrysomelidae
Source: the annotation of a GenBank genome assembly
UUGGAAUGCCUAAUAGUGGUUAUUCUGUGCUGGUGUUCUGUGCCCACUGGUAGCCAUUUGGACAGGUCGUUGGAAUGCCUAAUUUUCCUUCUUACAUGGUUUUUGGUCCUUAGCAUUGUAUUGUUUUUAGGAACAAAAAUAAAAAAUGGUCUAUGAUUAGCAAAACUAUGAAGACUAGAGGAGUAGAAAAAUUAAAAGCCUAGAGAGCAAUUUCCUUGAUAUGGGACCAUAAAUAAAAAAAUAUAGGACAAUGGACAAUUUACCAAGCAAGUAACUAGGGCAGAGACAAGGGUUUUUAUUUUGGAGAUAUUGGGGUGUGCCGCGAUUAAAAUUAAAACCAUUUAAAACGAUGGACGCGAAACAAGAACCUUUCGAUCCCCAUGUUGAAAUAAAACAAGAAAUUGUCCAAUUUGAAGAUACUAAAAUUGAACAAUAUUCGCAUUUGCCGAUAAAAAUUGAACAAUAUUCGGAUUUACCAAUAAAAAGUGAUCGUCCUGAAUACGUGCACAAAUGUGAAUACUUGCAAAAUUUUCCUAUAAAUGUUAAAGAGGAACCUAACGACAGUGAUGUAAAAGUGACCGAUUUGUAUAGGGUCAGUAAUAUCAAGCAAGAAGUUUGUGAAUUUGUGCAGCCUAAAACUGAAUUUUUGACUUUGAAUACACAUUGUGAUUUACCGACUUUGAAAAAUGAAAGUAUUGAUCAUCUAUGCCAUUUGGAUCAGCCAAUUCAGACUAGCAACAAUAAACAAUACAAUACGAUAUUUAGAGGGUUAGAAGGUACUACACAUGUUUCUGAGAAGACAAAGAGGAGGUUCCCUUGCCCUGUUUGUCAAAAAAAAUGUUUUUCUUCUAUAUCAAGACUAAACCACAUUUAUGGACAUUUUAGAAAAUACCCAGAAAUUCCUUUCAAGUCUUCUAGAAAAAAUCUCUUCAACGCUCAGUUUCGAAGAUGUUACGAAAAUUGUUUAUAUUGCAGUCAAUUUUUUUUUAACACGUCUCAAUUUCUGUCUCAUUUUAUUGUUAUUCAUUAUAUUAAAGAAGUAACAAAAAUUUGUAACCAAAAAUAUGGAAAAACUGAUCAUUGUAGGUGUAAAAAUUGUUUACAGUGUGUAAUUUAUCCUAAUGAAAAACUGUUCCAGUAUGAAGUUGGUUCUAAAACAUUUCAAAUCAAAAAACAAUUAAAUAAUCGCAUGGAAAAAUAUACUGGAGGAAAACCGUUAAAGUCUAAAUUAUGUUCGAAAGGUUUUGGUUGUAAGCGCAAUUUAAAAAAGCACUUAAAAAUGCACCCUGAAAAAAAAUCCUUAAAGUGUGAAAUAUGUUCCAAACAAUUUAACCAUUACGGAAAUUUGAAAGCGCACUUAAGAAUUCACACUGGAGUGAAACCGUUUAAAUGUGAAAUUUGUUUGAAACAGUUUCGCCAUAAAUGCACUUUAGAAACGCACUUAAAAAUGCACACUGGAGAAAAACCGUUCAAGUGCGAAAUAUGUUCAUUAUCGUUUAGAGAUAAAUCCAAGUUGAGGUAUCACUUAAAAAUUCAUGCUGGAGAAAGGUCGUUCAAGCUCGCUUUCAAGUGUAACAUAUGUUCGAAAGAGUUUAUCUAUAAAGAUUCUUUUAAAAUGCACUUAAGAAUUCACUCUGGAGAAAAGCCAUUCACGUGUGAAAUCUGUUCGAAACCGUUUAGAAGUAAGUCCAAUUUGAGAACACACUUAAAAUCUCACACAGAAGAAAAACCGUUCAAAUGUGAAAUAUGUUCGAAACAUUUUAGGCAUAACGGCAGUUUACAUAACCACUUAAAUCUUCACACUGGAGAAAAACCAUUUAAGUGUGAAGUAUGCUCAAAACAGUUCUGUCAGAAAGGCGGUUUGAAAACACACUUCAGGAUUCACACUGGAGAAAAACCGUUUAAUUGUAAAAUAUGUUUGAAACAGUUUAACCAUAUAGGCACUUUAAGAACGCACUCAAGAAUUCACACAGGAGAAAAACCGUUUAAAUGUGAAAUAUGUUCGAAACAAUUUCGCCAUAAAUGCGCUUUGGAAACGCACCUAAAAAUUCACAUUGGUAAAAACAGUAGUUAAAAAUAAUUGUUAAGUUUAUCUAUUUGUUUAUCGAAAUUAGAUCACUCGAGACUCAUUUCUAAUUAUAUUUAAACACGAGAAUUUAAUUAAACUCAUUUUAUUGUCAGAAUACAACCGGCGAUUGCCGCUUAUGGCCAACUUCUCUUACUCAGGAUGUCUGGACCAAAACAUUCACAGCGCUCGUUGGUCAGUGGCUCGGCGCGUAAAUUUUAAAAUAUAAAUUAAGAGCUAACGUAAUAUUAAUAAUAAUAAAAAUAUUUAUUUCACAAAAGAACAAAUAUAAAUACAUAUUUUAUUAAUUGCAAGUGUAUACAAUAAACUCAGUUUAUGCACACACCUGAAGUAGGUUUACAAUUCAUACUUAUAUUCUAUUGUAAAAGAAAGAAAAGUUGUCCUACGUAGAAAUUGAGUUUUGAAAUGAGAAAACGAUAUGUAGUAAUAAAAAAACAAAAUUAAAAAUAGUGAUAAGUGAAUGUGAAUUAACAAUACAAUCAAAUAUAAUGGUUAUGAGUAUUUGUGUUAAGACUGUUUUCCACGAAACGGACAGUUGAGUUUAUGUUUUGUUUGAGUUUUUGGAACUUGCAAAACAAAAACAAAACUGAGAAAAUCCCAAAACUUGUUUCUAUCAAGCGGACUAUAUUUUUUCCGGUUUUGUUUUUGUUUUCGGUCCUUUUCCAUUGGUUGUCGCGAGGAAGUCGGAACACAUUUUUUCAAUAUUUUAUUUAUUUAUUUAUUUAUUAAUAGGUCCAAUUUGAAAAGAUAUAAAAGUAGUUUAAAAGAUGUAUAUGACAAUUAUGACAUCAUAAAAACCUAAAAAGGACAAUAUUUGGACUUAACCUAGUCUGGCUCUGACACACAGAUAUAUAUUCCACUAAUAAAUACACCUGGUAUAUAAAUUUAUUCAAAGUUUCAAAAUAAAUUACUUAUUACUAAUUACAUCUAUAAAAAAUACAUUAUAAUUGUCUUACUUAUAGGUACCAAUUUUGUACAAAAUUUAUACAACACGACCGUUUCCAGUAAACAGACUCGAGUUUGAAAACUCGUCGAAACCUUUUGAUGACUUGAGAAACAAAACUCCAACUGUCGCAAAACACGCCAGUUUUCAAAAAGUUUGGAAAAUGUUUCAGUUUUGUUUUUCUCGACACGAGUUGGUGUUUUGUUUCGUCCGUUUAGUGGAAAACCGCCAUUAUGUAACCAUAGUAGAAAAUCUUUUUAUUUUUGUCUGAAAUUUGUUGAUAGUAUUGUGGAUCUUUGAAGUCAUAUAAUACAAACUUCUCUGGACAGAUGUAUAUGUUACUGGUAUGAUAACAUUGUUAGAAAUCAUGUUUUUUGUAUUUUGGAUAUGAUUAAUUUUAGUUUAUUAUAUGAUAGAUUUUAUGUGUGAUUGCUUCAGGAUACAGAAUAUCAGAUGAGAAAGUUUUCUUUUUAAUUUUUUUUGUUACACUAAGUUUGUUCAGAACAUUGUCAUAUGCACCACCCCAUGUACUAAUGCCAUAGUUUAAAAUGGUUUCGUCUGGUGAUUUGUAUAUAUGACACUUUUCUUUGUUAAGCAUUGCCUUAAUAAGUAAACUUCUAGUAAAGGUUUCUAAUCUUGGUGACCGCGUAGUCAAUAUGUUUGUUCCAUUUUAAUUGUCUGUCAAUGUAUAUACCCAAAUAACGUAUGUCCCAAUAGUUUUGGCAGAAAAUAUUUAUCCCUAUAUUUUUUUAAUAAGUAAUAAUAAUAAUAAUAAUAAAGCGUCUUUAUUCAUCAAGUUUUAGUAUAAGUGUAAAUAUAUACAUAUAUAAGGUAGAUGAAAAGGUGAAGUUCAGCUUGUGCUGAUUUACAACUUAACCUGUAAAUAACAUUGAAAUAUAAUAAUAUAAUAUAAUAGAGAAAAAAAAGUAUAAAAAAUAAACAGAUUUUCAAAACCAAAUUCGUUGCAUUAUAUAAUAUAUUUUUUUAUGACCAUUGCUUAUUGAACAAAGAAUCUUUUAGGCGUUUCUUGAAAUUAAGCAAGUUAUAUGAUUUAAAUUCAUUUGUAAGUUUAUUGUACUCUUUACAUGCAACAUACGAAAAACAUCUUUUAAAUAGAGCCGUGUUAUGAUUCGGUACCACCAAGGUCAUUCGAUUUCGCGUAGGAAAUUCAUUAAUAUUGGAAAAUGUCUUUAAUUUGUUAACUAAAUAAUCAGGUUUCUGUAUGAGUAAAACUUUGUGAACUUGGGUUAAUAAAUGCAAAAGGCGAUAGUUAUUGAAAGUCAACCAACCUGAUUCUUUCAUUUUAUUCGAGAUAUGAUCAAAUUUUCGAAUUCCAUAGGCGAAACGUAGACAGCUAUUCUGGAUUUUUUGUAAACGAGCGGAAUCGGAUUGGAGUAGGGCUGGACCGUAGAUGGAAUCACAAUAACUGAGUUUGGAAAAAAUGAGAGAUUCACAAAGUUUAAGUUUGAGUUGUGUGGAAAGCAGGUCUCGGUUAGGGUACAACUGUCUCAAGACGUUGAACGAACUUUGAGAUAUGGUGGAGGUAUGUUUACUAAAACGAAGAUCAGAAUCUAACCAGAGACCUAAGUUUUUUCCUUCAUUCGUGAUUUGAAGAAGAGCAUCGCCUAAUUUAAUUUGUAAUGCGUUUAUUGUUAAUUGUCUUAAUUUUUUGGGGCCAAAUAACAUGAUGGAUGAUUUUUUAGAAUUUAUUUUGAGGUUGUGAGCUGUAGAAAUAUCAAGUAAUGCAUUUAAAUCGUCGUUAAUAAGAUUUUGGG